AUGUUCCUACGUAACUCUCCGUCCAAUUUCAGACUUCCUUAAAUCCGAGUACUGACUUAAUGAUUCCGAACGAAACUGUCGAAAUAGACAAGCCAUAAUGUCUUUUCUGUCGUAAUCGUUUGGAAAUCAGCCGACAUUUACCUGUUCAGUGCGGCUGCAAUUCAAUGAAGAUAAUAACAUCGCAGUUUUGCACUGUCUAUCGCCUUUAUCCUGGACUGAUAAUACGACAUUGGCCGAAAUGCACUUUGUUUUCUAAACAUAACGUCUCAGAAGCUGGAUACCACAAAAAGCUUCGGUAUUCCCUGCAUUAUUUUCCAGGUUAAUGUGCACUCAUGAUUGUUUGGUGAAUAGUCCGACUGUUCGGGAAGGCAGCACACGGUAAACGGCAGGAAUGUUGUUUGGUUGAAACAGCCUAAAGGGGAGAAGAGGACCGCUCCUCAUGAAUGGAUACAUCGACCUGCGUUUACCGUAAAUGUAAAUCGUGUCCCGUCCUCGUCGGUUGCCUAUUGAAACGCUAGCUACGGAAGCUAACUGUUGUUGUUUGGACAGCUCAGCUGGUCUGUAGGCUAACUAGCUAACGUCGGCUAACUAACGCUAGCUGUUUAACAGUAACACCAACAACACAGCGUUAAGCUGGGAGAGGCAGCUCAUGUUUCCUGUCAGUGUUAGUGACUUCACUCAUAGUCAUUGUGGUGUAGUUACUGAACUAACAUUACGAUCUUCAGGAGCAACAGUUUAUUCGUAGUAGCUAGCGUAACGCUAACUACAUAAUGUUAGGUUGUAAAAAGUUAGCCAAGGUUUUUGGAGAAAACAAGAAAAUUGAUUACAUUACAAAACAUAAUUAAUGCUUAAAGUUAUUGACAAUUCUCAGUAGCACUGAUACCGCCUCUCUUCAAUGGCUAUGUACUGUUUAUCUCGUAUGUGUAACGUUUUCUAUCAGUGCGUAUAAAAGCAUUCAUGCUACAACUUUACCAGAUGUAUAUCCAUUGAUAACUUUAAUGUAAUUGUCCUCUAGUGUUGGCCCAGUGUUUAAAUACCUGUCAGUCCGUUUGGGAUUGAUAGCAGUGCUUCCAAUCCUGUUUAAAACACUCCUGAUGGGAAUGUUCCCUAGCUUGUUCCUUUAAGAUAAAGUGAAUGUGCAUUGCUUCUGCAGCCUACAGCAGUGUGGCUGCUGAUUUAAAAUAGGAAUAACUGGUGCACUUUGACAAGUCAUGCUUAAAACCUGUACAGCAGGGUUGUCAGAUCCCAGACAUUGAGGUUCCUGGGGUCCUGCAGGUUUUUGUUUCUGCCAGUCCAGUGUUCUGAAAAAUUAGUAAGCCACUAUUAGUGUUUGUCUUCCCGACACCAGGUAUUCAGUAUCUGUCUAUCUGUCUGUCAGGUUGCAAAAGCUGCAGGAUACCAGCCAUUGUGCCUAGUGAAGAAGUACCUAGGAUAGUGUUUUUGAUGGUUUUGGGGUGUUAACAUGCAUUUUGGCUUUUCCAGUUUGACCUGAUAAACACGCUCUCAUGGUCUGCUAAGUGUGGCUCACUGCCUGCAUGUUGUUAUCAUGAAGACUGGUCAUUAAUCGAAAUGGGCAUUUCUUCCGGCAUGCGUCAGCAGUGGUACUAGGUACCUUUUGAUGAUAAGGUUACUGUGGCAACUGUAGAUAGGCAGGGUCACCAUGCAUCACACUAAUGCUAGCUGUUUGCUAGGUAGGACAGGAGUCCAUCUAUGGCAGGAUGUCAUGUUCCUGUCUGUCAAUAAGCCCUAAGAGCUACACCUCCCACCAAUAAGCUUUGCCUUCACUCUCCAUUAACUUUUGUCCUCUGAAAGUAUUCCCUAAGUGCACAAAGUAGGCAAGAGUCUGUUGAUCUACAUGUUUUUAGUUUUGGACGUGUUUCUGUUUUUUGGAAAGCUUUCAGUUACAUUAAGCUAAAAGUAAACACAUUCCUCCCUUUAAGCAUAUUUUGUGAAAUAGAUAGGUGUAAUCACUCAGAAUGUUCAAGUAGUCAACGACUCCUGCUUGACACUAUUUAUAUCAGCACCAAGCAGGAGUUGUGGUCUAUGCUGCCUCAGACCAUGCUCCACUCACUUGUGUAUGUUUGUCUCUGCCUAACCCACAGGUCAUGCAUGCAGCCAGGCCUCUAGCCUGCGCUUCGUACACCCCCAGCCCCUGAGGCAGUGUGCUUCCAGUAGGUGGAGGCUCUUCCUCCCUCUAGCCUCCGUUUCUCCCCGCUGUCCCAAUCAGCCCCAGAGUUCCCUAUGUUAACCCUCUUGAGCAUGUUUUACUAUAUCUGUCUGCGGCGACGCUCCAGGAGUGGGACUCGAGGUGAGGCUCUGACCAGUCGGCGGGCUGUGGAGUCCGGUCAGCGGGCAGUGUUGCCAGUCAGUGUGGAGGUGGAGCAGUAUGCCAAGGAGGUUCUGGACUUCAGCUCCCACUAUGGCAGUGAGAAUAGCAUGUCCUACACCAUGUGGAACCUUGCCGGGGUACCCAACGUCUACCCCAGCUCAGGGGACUUUACUCAGACGGCUGUGUUCAGGGCGUAUGGGACGUGGUGGGAACAGUGUGCCAGUGCUCCACCACCUUUCCGCCGCACACCUAAAGGCUUCCACAGCCAGGAUUAUAUUGAACUGGGCUUCGAAGAGCCUGUCUACCCUACAGCAGUGGAAGUGCUUGAGACUUAUUACCCUGGAGCCAUUGUCCAGAUUUUGGCCUGCUCUCACAACCCCUUCUCCCAGAACCCACCUACUGAUGUCAGGUGGGAGGUGCUGUGGUCAGGAGAGCCCACCAAGGUGCUAACACCCCAGGCACGCCAGUUUUCCCCUAACAUAAAGCACAUCAACUUCCCUACCAACCUGCUGCGCCUGGAGGUCAACAGCUCUCUGUUGGACUACUACACCGAGCUGGACGCUGUUAUCCUGCGCGGGGUGAAAGAGAGGCCCAUGCUUGCCCUCUAUAAGAUGCCUGUCAUCGACAUUAGUGACCUGAGUGACAGCGAGGAGGAGCUGUCUGAUGUGGGAGGUCCAUUCAGACAAGGAGGUGACGGCAAGCUUCAGAGAACAGGCAAUGGCUACUUUGACAAACUGCCAUAUGAGCUCAUCCAGCUGAUUGUGAGCCACCUGACCCUGCCAGACCUCAGCCGUCUGGCCCAGAGCUGUAAGCUGCUGCACCAGCACUGCUGCGACCCGCUGCAGUACACCCAGCUGAGUCUGCAGCCCUACUGGUGCCGGCUGAGUGACGCCUCCCUGGGACACCUGCAGAGCCGCUGCACCCUCCUCCAGAGGCUCAACCUGUCCUGGACCGGCAACCGUGGAGCUCUCACCCUGACUGGCUUCAGCAGCUUCAUGAAGGCCUGUGGUCUCAGCCUGGUCUGCCUGGAGCUGUCGUGCUGCCACUUCCUGAAUGAGGCCUGUCUGGAGGUCAUCUCUCAGACUUGUCCUGGGCUGCAGGAGCUCAACCUGUCCUCCUGUGACCGCCUCCACCCGCAGGCCUUUGCACAUAUCUCCAAACUAACACGUCUCCGCAGGCUGGUGCUCUACCGGACCAAGAUAGAGCAAACAGCUAUUCUGAGCAUCCUGACUUUCUGCACAGAGUUGAGACACCUCAACCUAGGGAGCUGUGUGAGGAUCGAGGACUACGACGUUGUGGCCAGUAUGCUGGCUGCUCGCUGUCGUUCACUGUGCUCACUAGACCUGUGGCGCUGCAGAAACCUGACUGAUAGAGGCCUGGCUGAGCUCGUCUCUGGCUGCAGGAUGCUCGAGGAGUUGGACCUGGGCUGGUGUCCCACACUGCAGAGCAGCACCGGAUGCUUCCAGCACCUCGCCCGCAAUCUGCCCCGCUUGCGUAAACUCUUCCUCACCGCCAACCGCACCGUCUGCGACCCAGACAUAGAGGAGCUGGCCACCAGCUGCCCCUCACUGCAGCACCUGGACAUACUGGGUACACGGUUGGUGAGUGCUGCCUCGCUGAAGAAACUCCUCCAGUCUUGUCCACGGCUUCUCCUCCUGGACGUCUCCUUCUGCUCGCAGAUAGACAUGCGGGUCGUCCAGGAGCUCUCGGGCCUCUUCCCCAACAUGGCCAUCAAGAAGAGCUUCACACAGUGACCCCGGGGUCGUCUCAUUUCAUCAUCCACAGUCACAGAGGAAGUAAGAGGAGGGAAGUGCUUGCCAGCAGACACUGCCCCAAAGUGAAUAAGAGUCAGGUCAGAUGCUGUAGGAGAUUGCUGACCUGCCCCAAUCACAGACAAGAUCUUCUUUUAGUGGUCAGUAAAUAAAGCAGUUGUACCGGGUGAUGAGGUUUUUUGGAUUAACUGGCUGAACACAAACAACUACAGACACAGGAUUAUUGAACGUGAGACAUUUUAGUUGUCUGUUUUUUGUUUUUUUUUGGACACUUGAAAUCAGGGUCGUUGCAGUAAAGCUGCUACAUCUUCCCAGAAUAUGAAUCACCACUUAAGUAUUGCCAAGCACGCAAGGCUAAGAAAUAUGCCUUGGUAGUGGAUGCAAAACACAAAAUAAAGCAACAUUUGUGAGCAGUUCUCUCUUGAACAUCUUGUUAAGACAACGAAAAAGGGACAAAGAAAGUGUGAAGACCCUUAUUGGAAACUGAGAACUGAGAAAAGACUCCAGUAAGAUUUGAUAGUCUCAUAUUCACGUUAGCUGGUAAGAUAAUUAAAGAUCAGGGCCUUGGUCAGUGCCUUGUCAGAAUGUGCAGCAAUCAUGGACUGUUGUAAUGCAUGAGGGUCAUUCUGAGGGCAUCUGUAAACAUCGAGCCAGUUUCUAGAAAAUCAUACUUGAUGCUGUUGUGUUUGGAGGUAAUAGGAGCUUUAAAGGUGAAAACAAAGAAAUGAACACAGCCUUAUUUCAUAUAAUGUCCAGUCAAACCUUGUAUCACAAGCUCAUUUGUGUUGCUGCAAGCCGAGCGCAAAAUCACACAUGGUGAGCUCAUGUUGAAAAGAAACACACCAUCAACUGUCCUUGCACCAGAGAAUCACUGACAACAUGUUUUCAUCCAAAAAAAAAAAGUGAGAAUUUGCGAAAAAGCUUACUGGGGCAACAUUUGUUUUUAAUUUGCACAUGCGAAAAAACACCCAAGGUAUAAAAUCAACAACACGCAGACAUCCCAAAAUCCAGAGAUAUACAAUUUACUGUAUAAAACCAAGAAAUGCUGGAAAUCCUCACUUUGGAGAACCUGAAACCAGUGACUCUUGGGUAAUUUGCUUGGGAAAAAAUGACAAAAACAUUAAUCCCAAGUUUGAAAAUCAUUUUCUUUCAGUCGACUGAUCAUUUUAGGUCUCAUUGUCAUUGUUAACCAGACAGGUCGAACGCAACAAAUCCAUUUAAAAUGUUUCAAUAGCAUAAUAUGAAGAAGUCUGUGCUCCUGUUUCACCCUACAGAUGGAUAUGAUAGGUGCCUUCUUAAUCGAACAUAUGAUACAACACCGACUUUAGUGGAGACUUUUGUUGGAUUAGAUCGGUAGAAUGUCAGCAGAUCUAAAACGUGCCUGAUCAGGUCAAUUUCUGUUUAAAUCUGCCCUCUAAAUGAAACAGGGUGUUUUAUAGUUGUUGUUUUCGGUUUAGAUUUUUCAACAAUUUAUUGUGGCCAAGUAAAGCAAACAUUUUUAAGUCAGCAGGCCAAUAUUAAUGCCAAUUAGAUGAACAGAUAAUUGUGAAUGCUUUGGUCAUACAGGUCAUUCUUCUUGUUUGUAAUUGUUUGUUAGUGUAAUUUUAAGGAAAUAAUGAGUGACUUUUGUCUCCAAAGCUAAAUGACAAAGUUGGAAGGUCACUGGUUCCAUAUUGCUUUCAUGAUGUUGCAUGUUUCCCAGUUGUCAUUUACUCUCUCUGUUACUGAUGUUUGACUACAGCCACCUACAUAGUACUUACCUACAGACUGAGUACUGUACGUUAAAAUGACACAGUGUAAAUACUCUAUGUGACCUCAGUAUUUGUCCUGUAACUCAGGGGUUUUAAUAUUUCAUUCUGAUUUUGUUUUUACAUAUUUUGCUCCAGAGCCAGCACAUCUUUACAGACAAUAACAACAGACUAAGUCAGCUUUUUGAGGUUACCUGCUGUCAGUGUUGCUCUUAAACAACAAACACACACAGGUGACACUCAGCACUGAUGUAACUGAGACAGAGAAAAAAACAUAUUGCUUAUUGGGUGUGGAAUGUUGCAGUAAUUGUAUGAUUGUGAAAAAUAUAUUGCUGUUCCUCGAUUAUUUAAUUUUUGUAAUAUAUGAAGCCACAGUUGCAAUGUGGCCGAAGUGCUUGAAAAGCAUUUCUUUUCUUGAAAAAAAAAAAAAAAACUUGAAGUUUUCUGUUAAGCACAUGCUACUAGUCAAUAUUUGUGCCUUAUACUCCUGUUUGAAUGUGGUGUGAUGUCCAUGUGGUAUAGAUUGUAGUGAAGUGCUUUGCUUUUACGCCCUACAACCAAAGGAAUACGCAGACAACUGGUCUUUAAUCCCACAACUAUAUUUAUAUGCCAUAUACUGUGUAUCAGCCAUGGUAAAUAAUAUGCAAAGUAAUAUUUAUUUAUAUUUCCCUGUGUACAAAUGUUAUUUAAACUAAUUAUCCUUUAUAUACGUAAACAGUAAUACACAUUUGGGGAAAUACUGUGGUUUUGUUUUUGUUACCCAGAGUCAAAUGAGUGGAAUUAUAUCAAUUUCAUCCCAUUGCAUUCAGUAUGUGUCUAGCCUAGCUUUGCACAAAAACUAGAAGCGGGGGAAAUUGUUAGCUAGCUCCUUGAACAGUAGAAAAAUUAUGCUUCUUAUUUACAUGUUGUAUCUUAUUUAUUGAACACUUGCUGGUAUAAAAUGUAAAAACAACAUAUUGCUUUCUAGCUGAUGGGCUGUGACAGUGACUGCGUGUGUUAUUGCUGGAGUCCUCUUCUUUUAGGCAGAAUGUGGACAGAACUCCACUUUGAACAACACUGUAUUAGUGACUAGCUUGCUCCUGUAACUAUUUAGAUGUAAAUAAGUUAGUUUUGAAGCUUUUGCAUAUUUGUUUUCACUUACGGUGGUGCGUUACGAGCUAGUGCUGUACCUACCAUUGAGGACAUUGAAGUCAUGUCCUCUGUUUUUAAAAUCCCCAAAUCCCCAGAAAAAACACUGAGAAUGACUUUAUGUUCUACAAAUACAGUCAAAUUACACAUAGUAGGGUUUAAACUGUGGAUUCGAAUAUUAACAUUAUCAUCUUUGGAUGUCUUUCUUUAAGUUAAAUCAAUGUUGGGCAAUUUAGUUUUUCUCACCAGGCAGUUUGGGGGAAUUGAGCUCAUGAAUCUGUUUUUCUAGCCUUGAUGCUAGCAGCUUCCCUGUUUCCAGUCUUUGUGCUAAGCUAGGCUAAACACGCAGAUCAAUCAUUGUACUGGAUGUCAAGACUUUAAAUAGAUAUCAACCCUCUACUAAUCAUAGUUUUGAUGUAAAACCCCUAGAUGCUGUACUGUCCUGUUAAAAUUGCAUUUAUGUUGAAAUAUCUUCAGUUUAUAUCUUAGGUUUUAAACAAAAUGGGUGUGGUAACAGUGUGACACACCAGCCCUACCAUCCUGAUGAUGCAAUUAUUACCUGAGUGAGUGGAAAUAAGGUAGUUGGAUCUGGAAGCAGUCUUAUUCUAGCUGGUUGACUGAAAGCCAAGAAGUGCAUACAUCACAUUUACCUGGCCCAUCCAAAUCCAUGCAGUAAUUAUUUUAUAUAUAUUUGGAGAGAAUUACUUGUACAAAGAAAACACUGACCAUGUAUAGUGUCAACAGAAACUAUCAGCAUUUAUUUGUUAAGGCAGACUAUUUAAGAAUGAACACCACUCUGAAGCAGGUUGGUUCAACACCAUCCAGUAUUUAUGUUGAGUGACGGGGUUGGCUCUGCUUCUCUGUAAUGAAUAUGCAUUCUCUCUUCUGCCACUCUGGAUGUAUGUGAUCAACCUUUGUGCCAUUGGUAGGACAUGCAGCAAUGCUCCCUGUGCUGCAGUGUGAAAGCCACUGUUGUGUAAAAAGACUGUGCCUCUGUCCUGAUGAAACUGGGUGCUUCACUUUCACCAGAUUUUAAAUAAACUGAUGGCUGAUACAGCA
Molecule: messenger RNA, 8036 nt
Organism: Morone saxatilis (striped sea-bass)
Lineage: Eukaryota; Metazoa; Chordata; Actinopteri; Moronidae
Gene: fbxl4
Product: F-box and leucine-rich repeat protein 4
Exons: 8
Coding region: 2242-4083 (613 amino acids)
Biological process (GO): SCF-dependent proteasomal ubiquitin-dependent protein catabolic process
Cellular component (GO): SCF ubiquitin ligase complex
Molecular function (GO): protein binding
Source: RefSeq, a predicted model, not a curated record